AAAAAAAGGAAAUUCACAAUUAAAAGUGUGAAAUAAGAAUAAACUUUUACAAAAGCGAUUGAGAGAAAUAUUAUUACUCUUGUAAAAAGCGCUUCUCCUUUGGGUUGGUCAAUGGAGCGCGCCGUGGACAGAAAGGCUGGAACUCCUGAAGUGGUCGAUGUCGAUAAGAAGAACAAAGGGAAGUCUAUACUAAACUCUGUAGAGGUGGGGAUGUCUACUUCUCAUCAGCCUUGGUGGUUCCCGAGUUUAGCCAGCAAGAGAACCUCAAAACCAAGUAGAAACACUUGUUCUAGUCCUGGAGCAGCUCAAGCUAAUUUUCUGCGGGACUUUAAGAGAUUUGAUACUGUUGCUUAUUUCUCAGAUCAUCACUAUUUUUCUGUGGGGUAUGGGAAUUCUUUAAAGCAGCGCUCAAGGACUUGGGUGAAAAAGAUUCAAGCAGAUUGGAAGAUUCUUGAGAAUGGUUUGCCAGAGAUGAUAUAUGCUAGAGCUUGUGAAUCAAGAAUUGAUCUUAUGAGAGCUGUAAUUAUUGGAGCUGAGGGGACUCCUUACCAUGACGGUCUUUUCUUUUUCGAUAUUUACUUCCCUGAUACCUAUCCUUCAGUGCCUCCAAUGGUUCAUUACCAUUCCGGUGGGCUUAGUAUCAACCCUAAUCUAUACAGCUGUGGUAAAGUAUGCUUGAGUCUUCUCGGUACCUGGUACGGAAAUACGAGGGAGAACUGGCUCCCACAAGAGUCCACAAUGUUACAGCUCCUCGUCUCGAUCCAAGCACUUAUCUUGAAUCAAAAACCUUAUUUCAACGAACCGCUCAUGGUGUGGACCAAGUGGACACCAUUAGGCCAGCCUUUUUCUAAAGGUUACAGUGAGAACGUAUUCAUAUUGUCGUUAAGGACGAUGGUUAACAGCAUGAGGAGACCACCGAAGCACUUUGAAGAGUUUGUUCGUAGCCAUUUCUUUGAGCGGGCUCACGAUAUAGUGAAAGCAGCCAAUGCUUAUAUAGACGGAGCUCCUGUUGGUUCCAUAGUUAAAGGAACUAGCGAGAGCGGGUCCAUGAAGUUUAGGACCGAUGUGGCUGUCUUCAUGAAGACAGUUGUGGAUGAAUUCGUUAAACUAGGAGUCAAGGAGCUUCAAGACAAACUGAAACCACCACCUGUGAAUCAAACUAACUCAUCGAGGUUGUGUUUUAUAUUGAGUAUGCUAUGUUUAUUGGGAUAUUUUGUUGUUGGUCGUUAGUGGUAGCAUCAAAGACAAGUUAUGAAGACUCGCUUAACACGGGCGAGCAGAGGAGUGCUGACCCCUUUUUUUUAUCUUUACUAUGUCGACAAGUAGUUUAAAACUAUUAUUUUUUCGUUUUUAGUUUUACAUUUAAUAUUUGAUUUAUUAAGUUGAGAGAUCUCAAAUUUCUAACAAAUAAUCGAUUACAUGC
Molecule: messenger RNA, 1423 nt
Organism: Raphanus sativus (radish)
Lineage: Eukaryota; Viridiplantae; Streptophyta; Magnoliopsida; Brassicales; Brassicaceae
Product: putative ubiquitin-conjugating enzyme E2 38
Exons: 7
Coding region: 112-1230 (372 amino acids)
Molecular function (GO): ubiquitin conjugating enzyme activity
Source: RefSeq, a predicted model, not a curated record